Molecule: messenger RNA, 3399 nt
Organism: Adineta steineri
Lineage: Eukaryota; Metazoa; Rotifera; Eurotatoria; Adinetida; Adinetidae
Source: the annotation of a GenBank genome assembly
AUGGAUUAUUCACAUGAACGACGACAUCGACAUCGACGACGUUAUCAUUCACCAUCAUCAUCUUCUUUUGAUAUUAGCUCAUCGAGAGAUGAUGACGAUAUUGAACAAGAAAUUAUUGAUCGAGCUAUAGAAAUUGAACGAAGUCGAGAAAAAAGUUUACGUCGUCAAUUUGAAUAUAUUGUUGAUAAUAUUAAAAAAUUAGAAAGACGUCGUUAUUAUCAUCAUCGAACACGAUCACCAACAUAUCAUGAAAGAUUCACUAGUCCUUCUCGUCAUCGAACGUCUGAUUCUCAUUCUUAUCGAAAUUCUUCAACAGAACCAUUUCAUCAAACAAAUGAUUCAAGUUAUUCAGAAGCAAGAACUCGAUCACCAUUAAAAUUAAACAAAUUAAUCUCAUGUCCAAUAACAAUGAUUUAUCAAGGCAUUGGAAGUGAAAGACAUGGUGAUGAAAUAAUGGUUUUACAAGAAAAUAUUAUUGUUUUCAAAGGAUUCCUUCGACCAAAAGAACCAUUUACAUUCAAAUUUAAACGACAUCAUCGUCAAUUAAUAGUUAAAUUAGAAUUUUUUAUUAAUGAACUUUUUGAAUGUCGUUUAUCGAUUGAUUGUGAACGUGAACAAUUAAAUGAAGAAAAUGAUCUUUUUCAAUUACAACAUAUGAAUACAUUUAAAACAAAUGAUAGACGUCAAACUGAUAAUGAACAACAAAGAACUACUAAAAUAGAUAAAUCAACUUCUGUUGCUUAUUCCCGACGACAUCGUCAUAAUCAUACAUCAAAUUCAUCAAUAAUCAAUGAAGAGAAAAGAUCAACAUUAGAUAAUCAACGAUCUCAUCAGAAAUCUGUACCAGAUGAUCGAAGAAGACCAACAAGGGAAAAUUCAUCUGUGAAACAACGAUCUCAUCGUAGUCCUAGUCCAUCUAAAUUAUCAUCAAGAAAACAAAAUGAAUCGAAACCACAACAACAACAAUUAAUAAAUAAAAAUGACAAAUCGAAAUCAGAUUCUAUUGAAACUAAAUCGACAAAAUCAAAAACAAUAUCUAAUAAUGAAGAGAAACCAAUUCUUCGUCCAUUAAACAGUUCAGAUAAUGAAGAUAAAAUAUUAGUAAGAAAACAAAAUUAUGGUCCACCUCAAGUAUCGACAUUUACACGUUCUGAUUCGGAAUCUGUUUCAGAAGAAUUAUUAACUACUACUGUUCAACAAAAUAAUGAAAAAUCUCCAUCGGAAAUAGUUAAACAAACUGAAUCUUCAUCGACAAAAAAAGAUGAUGAUGAUGAUGAAGAAGAAGAAGCAGAAGAAGAAAAUGGUGGUAGUGGAAAUAUGUUAGGUUUUCUUCAACUUUUACAAGCUAUGUCUGGUGGUUCUCUACGUGUUCCAUCAACAAAUGAUGAUGGAGAUGGAAUUCAAGGUUUACUUGCUCGACUUGGAAUUGUUACUCAAACAAAUACUCGAAAAAAAUUAACUCUUACACGUCGACAAAUUGGAAAUGUUGAAGAUUUUCUUCUUGUUUAUUUGGAUUCAUCCGCACCUGAUCAUUCCCUAACAAUUAAACUUCGUGGUCUUAUUAAUUAUUUAAAAAUAUUCGAUGAUGCCGAUGAUUGUAUUGCAUUUAUAAAUACAAUUUCAAAUGAAAAAGUUAUUAUUAUUGUAAGUGAUGUAUUAGGCCAUCCAGUUGUAUCACGUAUACAAGAUCUUCAACAAUUAUUUGCUAUUUAUGUCUUAUGUCAAACAGAAGAAGAAGCUGAUAGUUGGUCAACAAAUCAACCAAAAAUUCGUGGAAUUUAUACACAUAUUAGUGAAAUACUUGAACAAAUUAAAAUGGAUAUGGAAAAUGACGAAGAAAAUUCAUUAACAUUUACUCAUAUAUUACCGACAACAAAUAUAAAAGAAGAACCAUUUUUUAUUAUUAAUCAGAUAGUUAAAGAAAUUAUUAUUGAUUCGGAUGAUAUGAAUGAAGCGAAAAAAGAAUUAAUUGAUUUUUGUCAAAAUGAAUAUAAAGAUAAUGAAGAACAAUUAAUUUCUAUUGAACAAUUCCAAGAUAAAUAUCAAAAAGAAAAUGUUCUAGAAUUUUAUCAAAAACAAUUCUUUUUAUAUAAAAUGUUAAAUAAAGGUUUUCGAAUACCUGAUGUUGAUAUCUUAUUUAAACUUCGUUUAUUUAUACAAAAUCUUCAUAAUUUUAUUCUUUCAUCAUCAAAUGAUGUAUCAAUUAAAACAAUUUAUCGGUUACAAAUUCUUACAAAUGAUGAACUUGAAAUAUUAAAAAAAUGUUCUGAUAAUGGUUAUAUUUCAUUUUCACAUUUCUUUUUUGCAACAACGAAUCGUCCCGAACAAAAUUUAUCAUCAUUUAAAACAAAUAAUAAUGAAUAUGAAGAAAUUCUAUUUGAAAUUGAUGUAACAAAUAGUAAUCAUUAUAUGUCGAUUGAUAAUCAAAUUCUAUUUACAUUUGGUCUUGUAACACGAGUUGCAAAUAUUGAAAAAGAUAAAAAUGGAAAAACAAUUGUACAUUUAACAACAAUUAAUUCAGAUGAUCGUCAAUAUGAAAAUCUAAUUGAACCAAUAAGAAAAGAAACACGAGCUCCUCAUCCAUCAUUACGUAUAGUUAAAUUAUUUAUUGAACUUGAACAAUAUUCACAUGCUGUUCACUUAGGACAAAUUUUAUUAGCUGAUUUAAUAAAUGCGAAAAAAGAUCCACUUUUAGCUUUAGCACGUAUUUAUCAUUCAUUAGGUACGGCAUUAUAUGAAAAAGAAGAAUAUGAUGAUGCAUUAGAAAUUAUUAAAAAAUCUCAUGAACUUUAUUUACGUUUUUUACCUGAUGAUGCAUCACAAUUAUCUCCAACAUGGAAUAAUAUGGGUUCAAUUUAUUUAAGACAAGGUAAUACGGAAUUAGCAUUAGAAUAUCAUCAAAAAGCUUUAUCAAUACAAUUAAAAUCACCAAGUCCAGAUCUUCCAUCUAUAAUAUCAUAUUCCAAUAAUAUUGGUGGAGUUUAUUUAAAAUUAGAACGUUAUGAUGAUGCACUUGUACAUUUUAGACGUGCUCUACAAAUUGAAGAACAGACAUUACCAACAAAUCAUCCAGAAUUAGCUGGAUCAUAUCAUCGUAUUGGUGGAGUUUAUUUUCGUCAGAAUAAUUAUGAAAAAGCACUUGAAUAUUAUAAUAAAACAUUAGAUAUUGAACUUGCUGUUUUACCUGAUAAUCAUCCAACUGUUGCUGUUACAUAUCAUAAUCGUGGUACUGCAUUUGAAGGUUUAGGAAGAUUAGAAGAAGCAGUUGAAAGUGCAGAAAAAGCUGUUGAACGUUUACUUAAAACAUUACAGAAAAAUCAUCCACAAGUACAAAUGAAUCAAGCUUAUGUUGAUAGACUUAAACAGAAAUUAUGGGUGAAACAACUUUUUAGUUCUUAA